Messenger RNA from Sesamum indicum (sesame), 1433 nucleotides. It is a transcript of the gene HCC2, whose product is annotated as Thioredoxin superfamily protein. The record is from RefSeq and is a predicted model, not a curated record. Gene Ontology annotation, biological process: mitochondrial respiratory chain complex IV assembly. NCBI's taxonomy places the organism in Eukaryota, Viridiplantae, Streptophyta, Magnoliopsida, Lamiales, Pedaliaceae.
AAGUCGAAACGACGACGUUAGUAUAAACCCUGAUUUUGAAUAUUCUAUUGCAGUGAUUAGGUUCUUGGGGAAGGAAGGAGAGAGAACAAAAUGAAAAUUGGUUCGCGAUAUGUUUUCUUCAUUUUAUGCUGAGAUACUGAUCAGCGGAUUAAUUCAUCAACAAGAUAAGAGAAAUCCAAAGAACUAAAGGCUGAAAAAUGCCAUUGUUGUCAACGAUUGUUUGCUCCUCCCUGAAAAGUUCGGAAGCAUCUCCUCGGAUUCUCAGACGGUUUGUUGCAUCUAAGAGAUUCUCCUCAUCAAUUUUCACAAGGUGUGGCCAGAGCAAUGUAUCCCGCUAUCCAUUAACUGAACCAACAAUAGUGGGGGAUCCUGAGGGUUUGAAUUGUUUCAAGAGGUUUGGUUCAUCUAAGAGAUAUUACUCUUCCAGUACAAGGUCCACGAGCAGCAAUAAGCCUUCUCUUCCCUUACCUGAACAGGCUGUGGCUCCUGUCUCUUGGAGAUCAUUUCUAAUUCCUGGUUCUGUUCUAGCUGGGAUUGGUGGGUUGGUUUUGUUCAUUCACUAUAAUGAUGAGAAGAGAGCAGUGCCAAAAGGUAAGGGUGAAAAGUUUGAAAGAAGUGCCAUUCAAGGGCCGAUUAUUGGUGGCCCUUUCAGUCUAAUUGAUACAGAAGGUCAGCUUGUAACUGAAAAGAAUCUUCUGGGGAAUUGGGUUCUUUUAUAUUUUGGUUACACUUCAUCCCCUGAUGUUGGGCCAGCAGAAGUUCGUAAGAUGGCCAAUACUAUUAAUAUAUUAGAGUCAAAAGAGAAUACCAAGGUCUUACCCAUAUUUGUCACAAUUGAUCCUCAGCGGGACACCCCUUCGCAGCUUCGCGCUUAUAUCAGAGAGUUUGACUCGAGAAUAGUGGGGUUAACCGGACCAGUUGCUGCUAUAAGGCAGAUGGCACAAGAAUACAGAGUAUACUUCAAAAAGGUCGACGAAGAGGGAGAUGAUUAUCUCGUUGAGUCCUCUCACAACAUGUACUUGAUUAAUCCAAACAAGGAGGUGGCAAGAUCCUUCGGUGUUGAAUAUAGUGCGGAGGAACUUGCAGAGGCUAUUACCAAAGAGCUGAAAAAAACUAAGACAACCAUUUCAUCAAGUUGAUGUCUCCUACGCUUCUGUGGUCUAGAAGUUGGAGGGAUGUAUUUAUUGCUUGUGAUAAAUAUUGCCACGAUUUGACUUUUGGGAACGAAGAGAAGAUGAAAUUAAGUGAGAUGAUUAUUGAAGCAUGUGCAUGUGAGGAAAAUGAUAUUGCUGUACAAAACAGGGACAUGAAUUUAGAUAGAGAAUGACCAAGAAUUUCUACACUGCUUUUUGUUUGAACUUUAGACUUAAAUGUACAAUCUUGUUCAACUGUCUUUCUGUACGUUGAUCUAUUUAUAAUGGUUGUACUUGUAA